AUGGAUGGAGAAUCUUCAUAUAACAAAGUAGAGGAUGUGUUUGUGUCUCACGUGGAAGAUGCUGUGACGUUUUGGGGACAGUCCUUUAACAGAAUCCAUGAGAUUUCGGAGAUCAGUGAAACUUUAACCACGGUUUGCCCUACCAUGAGCCCUGUGUUUGGAAUCCCCAAUCUUGACAAGGUUUAUGGUGGAAUGUUUUCAGCAGACAAUUGUUGGUAUAGAUGUAAGUUGCAGUAUGUGGUUGAUGAUGGACAGUGUUCUGUCACCUAUAUUGACUAUGGAAAUUCAGAAAUUUUAAACAGAUCCAACAUUGUUGAACUACCAGAACAUUUGCAGAUGCCCUGUGUGGCACAGAAAUUUAGACUCUGGGGGCUUCAGCUUCACCCCUCUUCUGAUGUCGAGCAGGGCUUGCAAUUUCUAUCCAAGAUGAUAGCUGACAAACAAAUCUCUGUUCAGCACAAAACAGUCUACAAAGAUGGAACGAUCGUUGUUCAGGUUUUGCUCGAUAACAUUGAUGUUGGAGAGGAGGUGGCAAAAAAAGGUUUUGCAGAGAGAUGCAAGUUGCUAAACUCUCCAAAUGGCACCAGGGAAACGCACGAAGUUCUUCCAAACCAUGAAAAAAGCCUCUUUUCAUGGCCUGUCAGGAUUGUAGAGAGACUCCCUCAGCGUUGUCUAAUGAAUUAUGGCUUGAAAAUUGACCAGAUGAGUUUGGAUGAGAAUAAGCAACUAAGGGACGAGAAGGAGAGCUUGAUGCAAAAGUUGAAAACCCUAGAAUUGCAUGUGCAGAAGGUUAAUCUUGAUAUAAAGAAAGAGAGAGAACUCUCUGAGCAAACAAUUCUUGGACUUGAAUUAAGCUUGAAAUCUGCAGCAGGAACCAAAUUAAAUGUCUUAACAAAUAAGAUUGCCGAAUUGAGAACUCUUAGAUCCUAUUUGGUGGGGUAUGCUAACUGGGAGGGAGGGGAUUUGGAUGGGGCAGUCUCUGCCUAUCUGAGGUUCAGACUUGAUAAUACAUGUAUGAGUUUGGCUGAUGAUCUGUUGGAGGCUGUGAAGGUUGUCAGCGAGGAACAACUCUCUGCUCCAUCUACUUUAAAAAGUCUAGAGGAUAUUUGGAGAGAGUACGACCUGGCACAAGAAAUGAUCCAGGCUUGCAAAGAUGUGGUAGAGUUAGACCUACUUAUAGACAAACGGAACAAAAUCCAGGAAACCCUAAAUUCUUCAGUUGAUGACUUCAUUGUUGAGGUUGAGCAACUGCCACUAGAUGAACAUCUGACAAAGCUGCAGAUGCUAUCGGAUUCUCUAGAAACUCUAUACGGAACCUCUGUUGAUUGUGAGGUUUCAGAUUCCGUGUUUCAAGAAUUUUAUGAUUGGAAAGAAGCAAGAUUGUUGACCUUUAACACCGUGAGGAAUGACACCAAUAGUUCUCUUGCCGUUCUCUGCACAUGGUUCUCUGAUGUAAAACAGCUUUUUGAUUUGGCGUCAACUGCAUCCCUGGGCUCUUCUGACAAUGUGGUGGUUAUUGAUAGCAUUAUAGAAAAGGUGGACACUGAUGUUUCAAAGGAGUUGGAAGUCUCACUCAAGGGACCCAAUCAAAGAGAACAAGAAAUAAUAACAACCACGUACAACAAUGUUGUAAAGCAGCUCAAAGAAGAGAUUUGUCUUAUUGAUGUCAUCAAAUCAAAGUAUUUAUCCAGUGUUGAAUUCAAAAAGAAUAUUGUACAGUGGGUCAAUACGAAUCCUAAUGUAGAUGGUUUAAUGGCAUUUAAGAAGACAAUUAAACGACUAAAAAGUCAGCUGAGGUGGAAACUGCUAGAAAGUAGCAACAUGGAAGAGUCAGAUGAAUACAACAAAACUGUCCACAGUGAAUUGAAACUUGACAUCGCUGGGCUAAGGAAUAAGAUAUUUUAUGAAAUACAACAUGAACAAGAAGAAUAUGCACAAUUAAGUGAUUUGGUGCAUAAGUGGUUCCCUGAGCUACCUCUGAUGUACUCUGAUGCAGGAAUUCAAAGCUAUAUGAACUCGAAAGGCCUUCUUUCAAGUAGUAUGGAGAGGAUAUUGUUUGAUGCAGAACCUAUGAAAGAGCUAAGCAGCAAGCGACCACUUCUGUGGACUGAAGUCCAGGACAAGAAAGUCUUGCUAAAGGGAUAUUCAGUGGGAGCUGACACAGAAGAGCAAGUCAUUGUGAGGGCAGCAGAAUACCAUAAAGCUUGGAUGCUGCAGAAGGAGGAAUCUGGAAUAAUGGAACUUCUUUACAUAUUUUUCUGCAAAUCUGAUCCUAUGGUAUAUUUGAUGGUUCCUUUUUAUGCUGGGGAGAGUCUGGGCACUGUCCAGACUACUAGUCCUUUGAAUUAUUGCGAAAUUGUAAAAGUAAUGAGUGGGGUGGCACAAGGCAUGCAAACCCUGCAUGCAGCCAAUAUAACUAUUGGUUCCCUACAUGAAAACAAUGUGUUUGCUAUAAACCGAGAGAGAGGAAUUAUUGGGGAUUUUGAUUUCACUAGAGAUGCAGAACAGAGGAGUUCAGCCACCUCCAUUUGUUUCCCACUGUGUACAGCUCCUGAAUUAAAGGCAGGUCAGCCUGUUUCUGCUGCCACAGAUGUGUAUGCCUAUGGAAUAAUCUUGCUAUGGGCAGACUACCCCAGCCAGCAGCACCUAGACCCAGGGGAAAGGUUCUUACACCCAAAAGUGUUUCAGGACCCAUGUCACAGGUUGGGGAUGCAGGAUGUGGACUACCUGGCCUCCCAGGUUCCACAACAAACUGGACUGAUCGAGAUGGAGGGCAUUCUGGUGAAACUUACAACUCCAGACUGGCCCAUAUGGAUCUGGUACUACAGCCUGAUCAGUCUUCUGGCAGACAUCCCUGGGCUCUUUCAGAUUCUUUGCAUUGGUAACAAAGAUAUUCCACUCAAACCAAAUGGAACUCCUGAUGUAAAGAGGAUUGAUGUGAAUGACAAAGCAAAGGAUCUUCUGUCGAGCUUACUUUGUUGUGGCGAUCGCAUGGAGGCCAAGCAGAUCAGUGGUCAUGAAUAUUUUCUGAUUGCCAAAGAAGACAUUACUCCCGUGCCUGACAAAGGUGAAGAAGAAGAAUUUGAUGAGAAUGCACCUGCCGACAUUGCUUAA
This is a messenger RNA of Nanorana parkeri, 3114 nucleotides long. It is a transcript of the gene STK31, whose product is annotated as serine/threonine kinase 31. The record is from RefSeq and is a predicted model, not a curated record. Lineage: Eukaryota; Metazoa; Chordata; Amphibia; Anura; Dicroglossidae. Gene Ontology annotation, biological process: protein phosphorylation; spermatogenesis. Gene Ontology annotation, molecular function: protein kinase activity; ATP binding.